Cercopithifilaria johnstoni is the source of this 2286-nucleotide messenger RNA. The record is from the annotation of a GenBank genome assembly. Lineage: Eukaryota; Metazoa; Nematoda; Chromadorea; Rhabditida; Onchocercidae.
AUGUCGAUCGGGGUAGAAGCGCUUCCAAAACUUGAAUUCACCGAAGCAUUGAAAGAUUCUCCAAGAUUCAGGCAAGCGAUUUUAGCACAUGAGCAAUACUUCACCAAGUUGGAUUCAAAACUUACUGAGGUAUUGCAAUUACUUAAUGCCUUGGCAGAACAUGGCAAGAAUUAUGUAAAUGAUUUUUACACUUUAUCAAUUGUUAUCAGUCAGUUAUGUUACGAGUUAUUGCCACAAGAUCCAUCACUUUUGUUGGCACUCAAAUCAUUAUCGGAUGUUUUCGCGCAAGUUGCACAUAUCUACAAGUCAUUUGUUGAACAAUCCCAUUUGACUAUUGCUGAUAGCCUCAUUUCUUUCCUCAAAAAUGAACGGUCGAAAGUAACGGAAACGCGUUGUCAUUUUGAAAGUUUAUCGAAUUCGCUGGAUGAAGCACUUUCAAAGCGUGCUGCGGUGCAUCGUGCACGACCAACAGAUAUUGCAGAUGCGCGAAAUGCUCUUACUGCUGUUGGUACAUGUUUUGCACAUACUGCACUCGAUUAUGUAGCUCAGAUAAAUAUCGCUCAUGCACACAAAGACCACACAGUUCUAAAUGCUUUAUGGUCCUUUGUUAAAGAAUGUAGCACAUUUUUUGUACGUGGACAUAUGUUUUUUGAUGAAUGGACAGCAGUUGAAAGUGGUGCAAUAGCUGAUACCUCAUCAUUGCUGGCUAAUAAAAAUAAAUAUGUGAAAAGGAAGAUGCAAGAUCGUCAUGCUUUAGUACCUAAGGAAGUAUUUUUGCAUCCGACAGGUAUCUCUCCAGAAGAUGAUGUUGUAAUGGAAGGUUAUCUUUUCAAACGAGCUACCAAUGCUUUCAAGACAUGGCAUCGACGUUGGUUUCAAAUUAAGGACAAUAAAUUGAUAUAUUCUCAUCGAUCUGAUGCAGUGGAGAAGCCAACAAUUAUGGAGUCGGAUUUGAAGUUGUGUCUUGUCAGGCCAGCGCCUACAACAUUUGAAAGGACAUGUUGUUUCGAAUUAGUCACGCCAACAAAAAAUCAUUUGUUACAAGCCGAUUCGGAUACGUUAUGUAGUGCAUGGAUGCGAGCUCUUCAACGAACAAUUCAUUACUUACAUGAAAAUGAUGAUACGAUGUUCCAGCAAACAACUGUAAAACAAAUUAGCGAUGGAACUCCCGAAUCUGUUUUAACUCUACACUGUGAAUCAUUAUUGGCUGAGUUAAGACGAAUUCCAGGCAAUGACGUUUGCGCUGAUUGUUGUGUCGAAUCUCCAAAAUGGGCUAGUAUCAAUCUCGGUGUUUUAUUGUGUAUUGAAUGUUGUGGUAUACAUCGAAGCUUUGGUGUACAAGUUUCGAAAGUUCGUUCUCUAAUAAUGGAUACAUUAGAAGCGGAGCAGAAAAAGGUGUUACUAGCAUUAGGAAAUUGCGCAGUAAAUUCAAUCUACCUUGCUCAUAUUCCCACUGUGAAAGUAAUACCACCACGACCUGUUGCUGCCUCUGCCAGACCAGUGCGAGAGGCAUGGAUUAGAGCUAAAUACAUUGAAAGACGGUUUGUUAGAAAAUGCAGCGAAAGAGCAAGAAAAUCUGCCAUCAAACGCGCAAAAGCAGCGCAGCGAUCUCUCUUAAAUCGAGUUUCUUCAGUCAGUCGUUGUUUAUCAGAACCACCGCCGUAUUUUGAUAAUGAACAAGAACAAUUAAACGGAUAUUUUUCUGAUACUGGAUGGAAACCCAUUGAAAUUCCGAUUAAAGAAGGCAGGAGAAAGAUCCCCGUAAGUGGAUCUGAUUCAAAUUUGAAUAUAACACAUGAUAAAUUAAGUGACACUGACCACAAUAAUCGAGCUGUAUUUGCUGCAGCAACGGGCGAUGUUUUAGAAUUGUGUCGACUUAUUGCGGAAGGGUUCGAUGUGAAUACUUCUAUAAAUGACACAACAGCACUUCAUAUCGCCAUAGAACAUGAUCAAAGUAUAGCAGUAGAGUUUCUCCUAUUAAAUGGUGCAAAAGUAAAUGCAUUGGAUUCAUCUCUUAACACUGCACUUCAUAUCGCUGCAACGAAAGCGUGCACACUAAUCGUUUGUCAGUUAAUGAAACGUGGAGCCGAUCAGCGCUUGAGGAAUCGAUUAAACGAAACACCUUUGGAUCUAGCUAUCGAAGGCAAACAUGCGGAUAUUGUGACUCUGCUCCGAGUACAAGAAAUGCGCGAUGAAUUUUGCGACGAAUUCAAUAAUCCGAUGGACGAAACUGUAGAUGAUGUGAUGCAAGAUAUCAGCCGAAAAGUCGACCCUUCGCUUCGAUAA